Molecule: messenger RNA, 716 nt
Organism: Meleagris gallopavo (turkey)
Lineage: Eukaryota; Metazoa; Chordata; Aves; Galliformes; Phasianidae
Source: RefSeq, a predicted model, not a curated record
UUUGCCUUGCAGACAUGGCGGGCCCCAUCGUCCAGAUGAGCCGGCACAGACAGACGCGGGAGGCCGUGCCCCACGUCGCCCUGUCGCAGCACGGCAAGUGCGAGGAAGCGGCCUACGAGGAGCGGCAGUACCCAGCUGGGAAGUGGGCCUGUGUCACCAAGGGUGAGCCCCUGUAUGAGCAGAGCAUCUCCCUGAGCUUCAUGAAGCUCAUGCGCUACAUCUGCAAGGAGAACUCUGUAGGUUGCUAUCUGGGCAUGACCAUCCCGGUGCUCAAUGAAAUCCACCUGACCAAGGAGGGAACCGAGCUGGAGCGCGAGGUGCUCACUGCCUACUACAUCCCAGGAGAGUUCCAGCAAAACCCUCCCGCCCCCAUGGACCCCGAAAUCCACAUCACCGAGAGGGCACCGCUCCGGGUGAUAACCAGGGUGUUCUACGGGGUGACCACCGAGGAGACCAUCCUGCGGGAGAUCGCUCUCUUCUGGGAGCUCCUGGGUUCCACGGAUGCUGUGCUGCAGGAAACCUACAUCGUGGCAGUCUACGAAAACCCCAGCAUCCCUCAGCGCCGCAACGAGAUCUGGUUCAUCCGCCGGGCAGAGUGAGGCCCCGCUGCUGCGCCACGCUACGCUUGGCGAGCUCUGACCUGGAGGAGACGGCCACGCGCCCUCACCCACCGCUCACCCACACACCCAGCUGGGGCACCCAGCCGGCACGCCGCA